Messenger RNA from Cyclopterus lumpus (lumpfish), 717 nucleotides. RefSeq names its product fibroblast growth factor 3 (gene fgf3). Gene Ontology annotation, molecular function: fibroblast growth factor receptor binding; growth factor activity. The record is from RefSeq and is a predicted model, not a curated record. The coding region runs from base 1 to 717 and encodes 238 amino acids. Gene Ontology annotation, biological process: positive regulation of cell population proliferation; fibroblast growth factor receptor signaling pathway; cell differentiation. NCBI's taxonomy places the organism in Eukaryota, Metazoa, Chordata, Actinopteri, Perciformes, Cyclopteridae. The transcript has 3 exons. Gene Ontology annotation, cellular component: cytoplasm.
AUGCUGAUGAUACCUCUGCUGGUGUUGCUGAGCCUUUCGGAUCCCGUCUGUCCCCAGGCCCGCUGCGCCCCGGGCCAGGCGUGCGACCCCCGGCAGCGGAGGGACGCCGGGGGCCGCGGAGGCGUGUAUGAACACCUCGGAGGAGCACCGAGACGCAGGAAGCUCUACUGCGCGACUAAAUAUCAUUUACAGAUCCAUCCUACUGGGAAAAUAGAUGGAGGACUGGAGGAAAACAACCCGCUGAGCAUAAUGGAAAUUACAGCAGUGGAUGUGGGCGUUGUGGCCAUAAAGGGGCUUUUCUCCAGCAGAUAUCUGGCCAUGAACGAUAAAGGCCGGCUGUAUGCCUCGGAAGUGUUCAACAAAGAGUGUGAGUUUGUGGAGCGGAUCCAUGAGUUGGGCUACAACACCUACGCGUCGCGCCACCACUCCACCGAGCAGCCGCUGCCUCUGGGCAGCAGCGGCAAGCGGCGCGCCAGCGCCAAGCGCCAGUGGUACGUCUCCAUCAACGGCAAAGGCCGGCCGCGGCGAGGCUUCAAAACCCGGAGCACGGACAAAGCGUCGCUCUUCCUGCCUCGAGUGUUGGGCAACAAGGACCAUGAGAUGGUGAGGCGGCUGAGAGACAGUCACCAACACACGCAUCAGCACGGCCCCCGAGGGGACCGCCGCAGACGGCGACACCGCGCCAGGAAAGGCCGUGGCCGACGGCCAGAUGACUGA